Cutaneotrichosporon cavernicola is the source of this 957-nucleotide messenger RNA. RefSeq lists its product as uncharacterized. The transcript is spliced from 2 exons. The record is from RefSeq and is a predicted model, not a curated record. Bases 1 to 957 code for a protein of 318 amino acids. NCBI's taxonomy places the organism in Eukaryota, Fungi, Basidiomycota, Tremellomycetes, Trichosporonales, Trichosporonaceae. Gene Ontology annotation, molecular function: acyltransferase activity, transferring groups other than amino-acyl groups.
AUGGGCGACGUCAAGUUCUACCCCCACGACCCCGCCUCCCUCAUCCCCCUCCUCGAGUCCCACCUCCCACACACCCUCGUCCUCUUAGCCACCAUCAAGGCGAACCGGCACGCGCCGACCGACCCGUCACCCGUAUCAGCGCCCGACUGCCAAGUUCCCCCACCCCUCCCUCCCGUCUUUGCCAACUUCCCGCCGUCUUCAUCUGUCUCACUAGACUACCUGCAAUCCAUCGGACUCGGACCGUUCGACUGGAUCGUAGCCGUCGCCCUCCCAGAACCAAGCGAGCAGAUCCGGUUCCACCACUCUCUCGUCGCCCACCCUUCCCCCUCUUCAGAGGAAGUGGCGGCGGCCGAGAAGGUAGUAGAGCAAGUGCUUCGGUUUAUGGCGGAUCAUUAUCCAACUCAGCUCGUUUGCGGAGCCACCCAUGAACUGUGGGAGCCCGUCACGCGCAAAGUGCUGGGCGGACGUACACAGGUGCCGACCUACAUUUAUGUCGCUCCAGGUGGCGGAUUCGGAACCACUACUAUCAAGGGUGUACCACCACCUGAGGCCUGGUCCGAACUCGUCCUCGAUCACGGGCGGGAGAGCGACAAGGACCUUAUCUUUAGCGUCAACCACUACCGGCCCAAGGAGUAUUAUGGCGCGCGGGCGGCGCACCUCACCGUCCUCCGCCCACAUGUACGGAAUGGAGCUGUUCCGCCACCAGAAGUCUUCGUCCAGUGUCAUGGAGAUGGGUCGCUUGGUGCACUGCACACUCAGCCCCCGGUUAGACGGCGCGGGCUUGCCAAGGCUGUCCUUGCCGCUCACUUUAGGCGGUACGAGGGGCGUGUGCCGCAGUUCUGCUACAUCGAGCCAGACAACGACGCGAGCAUCGCCCUAUUCAGGAGCCUCGGAUGGACGCCGUUACCGUGGUCGACGUACUGGGUCUUUGAGAAGAGUGUGCAGCCGUCUGUAUAG